GCGACUGCCACUUGCUUUCCUCCUGCGAGCUGUCCUACGGUAUUCUCUCCGAUCCUCAGUAUCCAGCGCCCACGGACCGCAGUCUUUGAUACACACUUCACGCCCAGCCUCUCCGCUAUUUUGCGGGUGGAACCAUUGUUAGCAAAGUUUGCCAGGCCACUCCGAGUUGUAGAAGCGACGCGGCAUAGACCCGCAUAAUUUCCCGGGCCUUCAUAGAAGGUACAGCACGUCGAUCCGCAAAACACCCUUCAGGCCGCACUCGCCAUGGCUACCGCCAACGGGUCUAUGCUGACCUCGGCACCACCGAACCGUGCCUCACCCGUCCCCAACCAAGCGAACCUUCCCAAUGGCAAGCCUGCGGCGCCGUUGGUGCAGACUAGUAACAUGAUGCCAAACGGAGGCAGCCAGCCAAUCCCGCAGACCGUGACCUCGAAGGACCCCAAAGCGGCAGCACAGGCAGCGACGGAUAUGAAGAAUAUUGUGCGUAGGAAGCUAACCGGUUACGUCGGCUUUGCCAACCUGCCGAAUCAAUGGCACCGAAAAAGUGUGCGGAAAGGCUUCAACUUCAACGUUAUGGUUGUUGGUGAAUCCGGCCUCGGCAAGUCGACGUUGGUGAACACUCUCUUCAACACCUCGCUAUACCCACCAAAGGAGCGCAAGCAGCCGUCACUCGAUUUCGCUCCCAAGACCGUGAGCAUACAAAGCAUCGCCGCCGACAUCGAAGAGAAUGGCGUCCGCUUACGCCUGACUGUUGUCGACACGCCUGGCUUCGGCGAUUUUGUGAACAAUGACGACUCGUGGCGACCAAUCGUGGACAACAUCGAGCAGCGCUUCGAUGCCUACCUUGACGCCGAGAACAAGGUCAACCGCAUGAAUAUUGUCGACAACCGGGUACACGCGUGUGUUUACUUCAUUCAGCCCACCGGCCACUCGUUGAAGCCUCUUGAUGUGGAAGUCAUGCGCAGACUGCACACCAAAGUCAAUCUUAUUCCAGUCAUUGCUAAGGCGGACACGCUUACUGAUGACGAGAUUGCUGCCUUCAAGCAACGUAUCCUUACCGAUAUCCAAUACCACAACAUCCACAUCUUCGAAGCACCCCGAUACGAACUGGACGACGAAGAGACGAUCGCCGAAAACAACGAGAUCCUCUCAAAGGUCCCUUUCGCCGUCGUCGGCGCCAACACCGAAGUACCGACGCCGGAAGGCCGCAAAGUCCGCGGACGUCGUUACCCUUGGGGCGUCAUCGAGGUUGACAACGAAGAGCACUGCGACUUCGUCAAACUCCGCCAGAUGCUCAUCCGCACGCACAUGGAAGAGCUGAAGGAGCACACGAACAACUUCCUGUACGAGAACUACCGCUCGGACAAGCUCGCGCAGAUGGGCGUCGCGCAGGAUCCCAGCGUCUUCAAGGAGGUCAACCCGGCGGUCAAGCAGGAGGAGGAGCGGUCUCUGCACGAGCAGAAGUUGGCGAAGAUGGAGCUGGAGAUGAAGAUGGUGUUCCAACAGAAGGUGCAGGAGAAGGAGAGCAAGUUGAAGCAGUCGGAGGAGGAGCUUUACGCGCGGCACAGGGAGAUGAAGGAGCAGCUGGAUAAGCAGCGCGUUGAGUUGGAGGAGAAGAAGUCGAGGAUCGAGAGUGGACGGCCAGUGGAUGAGAAGAGUAGGAAGAAGGGCGGGUUCUCGCUUAGGGGCUAAUGCCUGCAGCACCUCACUUCUAAUGACUUUUGAUCGGGAUGCGCGGUCAGAAAUACAGGAUGGCGCGAAUGUGGUGGGUGAUCUGAAGUGGUUGAGAGAGCGGGCAAGCAGCACACCGCGGCAUGCAGUCCGCCAUCUCAGUCCGCCGGCACAGCGUACAUCGACACGGCAAGGAAAUGGGAGUAUGGUGGCAAUCAGAGUGGGUAUACUAAUGUGGCCAGAUGUAAUCACAACAAGGAAGAUGCCGCCUUCUGUGAAGGUGCUUCUUCUGCUGCAAACCUGUGUUCCUAGAUCGAGUGGGGAAGGAAUGGUUGAAAGUUGUGAUACCACCAGCGCUUGCUACUAUCUUGUUAUUAUGGCGCGAUGUUACAUGGUUUAGCUGCUUGCCGU
Messenger RNA from Baudoinia panamericana UAMH 10762, 2082 nucleotides. RefSeq lists its product as uncharacterized. Gene Ontology annotation, molecular function: molecular adaptor activity; GTP binding; GTPase activity. Bases 265 to 1692 code for a protein of 475 amino acids. The record is from RefSeq and is a predicted model, not a curated record. The transcript is spliced from 5 exons. Gene Ontology annotation, cellular component: septin complex; cytosol; cell division site. NCBI's taxonomy places the organism in Eukaryota, Fungi, Ascomycota, Dothideomycetes, Mycosphaerellales, Teratosphaeriaceae. Gene Ontology annotation, biological process: cytoskeleton-dependent cytokinesis.